CUCAUCACACCUGGCUGUGAUUAAUUUCCCGCUAAUUAAUACAUCGCUUGCUUGUUAUUUUCGUUGUGAGAUGACGACGCUUGUAAGAUAUACCGCUUUUGUCUCUCUGUUCGUGUUCUUUCUGUAUGUCAGCGGCGUUUCUAAUGAUGAAGAAAGAGGUGCUGUAACAACCCCAGAGGAAGCCCGUGGUCUGAAAAUAAAGUGCGGAGAAGUCAAAAUGACAAUAACCAUAAACCGACGGUUUUUCAAGGAGAGAGGUUUUCCGUUCAAACCUGAAUAUGUCCGACUCGGAACAAACACAUCACACCAGAGUUCAUGUGGACCAAAGGCAGAGAUGUCAGAGUUUGAAAUGGUCAUAUCAACUGGAUUACAAGAAUGUAGGACUGAGUCUAGAGUAUAUGGUGAUUGGCUUGUCUAUACCAACAAGCUUGUGCUGUUUCCUGCUGUGGUUCCCACCUCUACAGGCAGUCUGUUAGUGAGAGGAACAACAACUGUCAUACCUGUUGAGUGCCAUUAUAAAAGGAAGCAGACAGUGACUGGGGAACCAUUAAUCCCAACAUGGCUACCUAUGACUUUAACUAUCAGUGCAUUUGGCCUCCUGCACUUCUCCCUGCGUACCAUGGAAGAUGGCUGUUCCUCUACGCGUCGCUCCUCGGUGUAUCAACAGGGGGAAGCUGUGUUUUUGGAGGCUGGUAUCAAAGCCCCUCUUCACCCUUCUCUUACUCUUUAUGUCGACUACUGUGUCGCUACGUUUAAUCCUGACCCUCUCUCCAUGCCAAGCUAUAAGUUCAUCACUAAGCACGGAUGUCUUAUGGACAGUAUGGUGCCAGGCUCUUCUUCCAAAUUCCUCCCACGGAAGCAAAAUGACAGACUGUGCUUCAGUGUCCAAGCUUUCCAAUUCACCAAGGAGUCUGUGGAUCAGAUGUUCAUCAGCUGCCACCUGAGGGCCACUCUGAAAGAACACUCACACAGCCAUAUGAAUAAAGCAUGCUACUUUCAUAGACCCUCAUUCAGGUGGCGUUCAACAGAGGGAGACAAUGCUUUAUGUGAGUGCUGUUACUCCGAUGACUGCUUGAGUCACACUGGUGAGGACAAGAGCUCAGCUGCUGGACACAGACCUAAACCAGAUGCAGAAAGGAGGCAUGAGGCAGAUACAAUAGUUGGGCCACUUCACACCCUGCCACGCUCCCAUUGGAUCGGGGAUCUGUUGGUUGAUCACUAGAGGGCCCGUCUCCAACCUAACAAAUAGGAAUGCAUAUGCAAACAUUCUCUAAUUUCCUGUCUGACGGACGAGCCUCCUGCACACCGCCUCUAUGACAUACGGUGGGGACUUCUAGGAAGAGUCUAUAUGUUUCCUUUACUCUGGCUCCAAAGGGACGGCCCGGGGUCAGGCUGAGGGCACGGGACAUAAACACAGCAUGGAGAGCAGAAGAGAGAAUUUCUUAUAUUUUAACUCAAUCACACUAAAUAAAUGGAUAGUCCCAAUUUGAUAAUCAUGAA
Labrus mixtus (cuckoo wrasse) is the source of this 1500-nucleotide messenger RNA. RefSeq names its product zona pellucida sperm-binding protein 3-like. The transcript has 9 exons. Gene Ontology annotation, molecular function: acrosin binding. The record is from RefSeq and is a predicted model, not a curated record. NCBI's taxonomy places the organism in Eukaryota, Metazoa, Chordata, Actinopteri, Labriformes, Labridae. Gene Ontology annotation, cellular component: extracellular matrix. Gene Ontology annotation, biological process: egg coat formation; positive regulation of acrosome reaction; binding of sperm to zona pellucida. Bases 71 to 1222 code for a protein of 383 amino acids.